Fibroporia radiculosa is the source of this 735-nucleotide messenger RNA. RefSeq lists its product as uncharacterized. The record is from RefSeq and is a predicted model, not a curated record. NCBI's taxonomy places the organism in Eukaryota, Fungi, Basidiomycota, Agaricomycetes, Polyporales, Fibroporiaceae. The transcript has a single exon. The coding region runs from base 1 to 735 and encodes 244 amino acids.
AUGGUUCGCGUCUGCUCCAGCAUCGAGGGCUCCGUCGCCCCCGAAAGCACCUUCCCGCGGGAGCUCUCUGUGCUCGUGAAUGACCGCUCUGCCGCCAUGCCCACACACAUGUUCGGUGUGUACUCGCGCGAGAAUCCCCCAGCAGGCGAGAAGAGGCGCCUCACCAUCUAUCCCCAACACGCUAUCGUCUGGGCCGCGCAUUGUGCGUCGUUGCCCACGCUCCCCGCCUCGAACCCGCAGCCUCCGGCGUCGCCUACGGACCGCCUCACCCUGCCCGUUGUACCCCUGCGCCUGCCCGAUCCCGAGUCAUUCCCGCUCCUCUCCACAUACCUCUACACACAUCGCCUCGAGCUGCUCCUGCAGAACCUGCUCCCUGCACCACCACCGGCCGCGAACGCGGACGCAGAGGUCCUCAUGGGCUACGCGCGCAUGCUCGCACGGACGUUCACAGGCCACGCGCUGUACGAACACCUCAUGAAGCUGCAGGGCCUGUGGAAGAACUCGACCUCGCUCGGCAUCUUUGAGCCCGGGCUGUGGGCGAUGAUCGACCUCGUGUGGGAGAUCCUCGUGAAUGCGCUCUCGAUCUGCCACGAGAACCCCCACGCAGACACCAUUCCCCCACCUAUGCCCGCCAAGACGUUCCCGUGCUCGUACGCGAUGGAGACCGACCCUGCUCCGAUGCCGACGCCUGCGCCCGUGCCUGUUCCAUCGUCGCCGCUGCGCGCGCAGCUAUGA